Messenger RNA from Manacus vitellinus (golden-collared manakin), 2839 nucleotides. It is a transcript of the gene PDZD7, whose product is annotated as PDZ domain containing 7. Gene Ontology annotation, cellular component: cilium; stereocilia ankle link complex; stereocilium tip. Bases 1 to 2475 code for a protein of 824 amino acids. Lineage: Eukaryota; Metazoa; Chordata; Aves; Passeriformes; Pipridae. The record is from RefSeq and is a predicted model, not a curated record. Gene Ontology annotation, molecular function: protein binding. Gene Ontology annotation, biological process: sensory perception of sound; auditory receptor cell stereocilium organization. The transcript is spliced from 16 exons.
AUGGCCCAGGACUGGGAGGCGGUGCUGUCGGGGAUGACGGCGGGCAGCCGGUCGCGGAGCUCCAGCAGCGAGGCCAGCCUGGCUCCCCGCUUUCUCCUCAGCAAGCAGAGCCGCCUGCUCAAUGGGACCACCCGGAGCACCCGCGCCACCUCCCCCAUGGGCCGUGUCAUCCUCAUCAAUGCCCCCAUCGAAGCCAGCAGCAACGAGAGUGACAUCAUCAAUGCCAUCACGGUGGAGAAGAGUGCGGAUGGCAAACUGGGCUUCAGCGUCCGUGGUGGCUCUGAGCAUGGGUUGGGCAUCUUUGUCAGCAAAGUGGAGGAGGGCAGUGCUGCCGAGCAGGCUGGGCUGUGUGUUGGUGACAAGAUCACAGAGGUGAACAGCGUGAGCCUGGAGAACAUCACCAUGAGCAGUGCUGUCAAGGUCCUCACCGGCAACAACCGCCUCCGCAUGGUGGUCCGGCGGAUGGGCCGUGUGCCAGGAAUCAAGUUCUCCAAGGAGAAGACAGCAUGGGUGGAUGUGGUGAACAGACGCCUGGUGGUGGAGAAAAGCGGCUCAACGCCAUCGGAGAGCGGCUCCGAGGAUGGGCUGCGGCGCAUCGUCCACCUCUACACCACCUCUGAUGACUACUGCCUGGGCUUCAACAUCCGUGGUGGCAGGGAGUUUGGCCUCGGCAUCUAUGUCUCCAAGGUGGACCCUGGGGGGCUGGCAGAGCAGAAUGGCAUUCGGGUGGGAGACCAAGUCCUUGCAGCCAAUGGAGUCAAGUUUGAAGACAUAAGCCAUAGCAAGGCAGUGGAGGUGCUCAAGGGGCAGACCCACAUCAUGCUCACCAUCAAGGAGACAGGCCGGUUCCCUGCCUACAAGGAGUUGGUGGCCGAGUACUGCUGGCUCAGUCGCUUGACCAACGGGCAGCUGCAGCAGUUGUCUCAAACCUCAGAAACCAGCUCCUCCAUCUCCUCCUACUCCUCGGGGCCAGCACCAGGGACAGUAAACGGGCUGGGGAUGGCUGCCCCAGGGCCCCCAGCCCGCACCGUGGAUGUGGCCAUCUCCACGGAGGAUGGGCCGCGGCGAGCUGAGGAGAAGCGGAAGAAGGAGAAGCCAGAUGGACAAGGGGCACGGGGAGCUCCCCCAGGGCUGCACCGGUCCAAGACCCUUGUCAACCUCUUUUUCAAGGGGGGUCGUGCCACCAGCCAGAGCUGGGCCCUCCCAAGCCAGGAGGCUCCUACCUCUGACCGCCGGGCACGCACUAAGUCCCCAGGGCGCUCCGAUGGGGACAGAGUAGGUGCUGUGCAGAAGUUUGUCAUCCGGAGCCUGAAGCGGGAGAAAAGCCAGCGUGCCAGCAUCCUGGGCCCCACGGGCAUCACCACCCUGCAGCCCAAUGGCAGCGAUCCUGAGGCCCGGCUCCCGCACAUCCAGGAAACCGCCACACGCCUCCUCAGCCCCGACGAGGUGACAGCCGUGCUCCGCCACUGCUCCCGGUACCUGCACGAGGGCAGUGUGGAGGAUUUGGUGCGGCCACUGCUGGCUAUCCUGGACCGGCCUGAGAAGGUCCUGCUGCUGCGGGAUGUGAGGAGUGUGGUGGCCCCCACAGACCUGGGCCGGUUUGACAGCAUGGUGAUGCCCUUGGAGUUGGAAGCCUUUGACGCCCUAAAGAGCCGCUCAGUGCGCUCACCUGCCCUCCGACCAGCCCACCAUGAUGUCCCCCCCAAGAGACACCUCAUCACACCAGUGCCUGACUAUCGGGGUGGAUUCCUGCUGAAGCCGGCAGGAACCCCAGAGCUAGAGGAAGCUGGGGAGCAGCAGGCAAGCCCAGCCCGUCCAAGAGCAUCCCCCAGCCCCCGCCGGCUUCACCCCCGCACCUACACCCCGCUCCCCGACGUGCCAGUGGAUGCCUAUGCCUGCACCAGCCGCCCCCUGCCCACCCUUGGCCCCGGGCCCCCCAACUGGCUGCUGGCUGAGCCCCCCCCAGGCAAGAGGCACGGGCGCUCACGCAGCCCCCGGGCCACCUGGCGCAAGGAGUCCUCCGGGACGGCACCUGACAGAGGGGCCGAGGUGCUGGGGAAGCCCCGGCGGGCACGGGCUUCUCUUUCCCCUCUCUUUGGGAGGACAGGGGGUGAGGCGGAGGCUGGAGCAGCCAUCAAUGGCCCCGAGGAUGCCAGCAGGGAAGAAGAGGAGGAGGAGUAUCGUCUGCUCACUGUCACCCUCUCCAAGCUGAAGCACUCACUGGGGAUCAGCAUCUCCGGUGGCAUCGAGUCAAGGGCACAGCCAGUGGUGAAGAUUGAGAAGAUCUUCCCUGGUGGAGCCGCCUUCCUCAGUGGCAUCCUCAAGGCCGGACAGGAGCUGGUGUCGGUGGACGGGGAGAGCCUGCAGAACGUCACGCACCAGAAGGCUGUGGACAUCAUCCGCCAGGCCUACCGCAACAAAGCCAAGGAGCCCAUGGAGCUGGUGGUGCGGGUGCCUGGAGCAUCCUCAGACUGAUGCUGUACCUUCCCUUCAAGGAGCCAUCCCAUGUUCCAGAAGAGCCAGAUGGCUUAUUUCUACACUGAGCUGUGGCUGGUCUUAGCAUAGCCAGAGGGUGGGAGAGCCAGACCCGCCUCAAGGGCACAGAGCAGCUGCCCACUGCAGGACCCAAAAGAGAGCACCACUGGCAACACAGGAGAUGGACAGAUGGCCCCUGACCCCUCUCUGGACACACAGACACAGUCCUGAAAAAAACACAGCCAGGGGCUUGUUUUUUAAUCGCCGUUUCUGGGUGGUACAUGGGCGAGCCAGGCUCUGGGAACGAGACACGACUAGAAUAAAGUACAAAAAUCCCCCCCUGGAGCCAGGGGUGACCAAGCCA